CCAGGCACCCCUUUAAAGCACCCAUCAAAAGUGGCAAGCAUAAUCGGCCCCUCUGUGCCCAUCACCAGCUUCAGCAGAUUUCUGCUGAUCUUUCUUUUCGUCUGUUACCCUACCCUCUACUGUGCAUUUUUUUUUUUCGGUUUUAUUCUGCUAGAUACUUUUAAGCAAAUUCCAGACUUUAUAUCAUUUCAAUUAUAUUACUGAUGGUACUGCUGUUUCUGGGGUCCAUAAUCUGUUCCAGUGCCUCCAGGAUCUGUCCUGUUCUGUGAGGGAGGAGGCAUGAAGCCCAUUUCCCAGGUUGGGAACACUGAGGUGGCGGGGAAUGGGCUUUGGCAGGUUGUCUUUUCUCUGCUUUCCCUUCUUUGGGACCUUGGUGAGGUCCUGGUCUUGGCUACCCUGGGGCUUGGACCCUGGGGUGUUUCUGAUGACAUGGGUUUGGGAUUUGUCACAAGUAUGUCCAGUGUGUGCCACUGUUCUGCCGUUCCGCACAGAAAUGUCCCUGUAACUGGCGAGUUGGAGAAGUUGGGCCAGUGGCAGGGUGAUGGACAGGGUGACCCCGGAGGUGAGGGCAACUGGGUCGGCUGUCCUGGUUUGUGUCCUCUUGCGGCCCCUUCCAGCCUUGUGACUUGGAGCAAGUUAUUUCCCAUCUCUAAACCCAGGUUGGAGAAUCAGGAGCAUAUAAUAAUACGAGAAGCUUCUUUUGAGAGCCUUGGCAUCCGUUUUGUGAAUCGCGCACGGGAAAGCGUUUUACCAGUGCCUUGCUCAGAGGAUGGGCUCAGCAGCUGGUGGCAGUCAUUGUCACAGUCACUGUCAUUAGACAUUCUGUGUGUACUUGGACUGUGGGUAACCACAGGGUAAAGAGAGUCAGAGGAAGUGUCCUUGGAGCCCUGGACAGGCUCAGCCGCCUCGGUCCCCUCCUCUUGACCCCUCUGUCCCUCUGUACGUCCCCUUCGGAGUGCUUCUUAUAUUUGGAGGAGCUAGAGGGGGCUGCUGACUUCUGGCUGACCCCCUUCCUUACCAGCCUGGGUCCCCUAGGCUCCAGGCUGGCUUGGAAACAGAGCGAGAGGAAAAGGUCUGUCUGUGGCUCCCCGGAUCCUCAUUCAUGACCCCUGCGGCCCUGGAGGGAGCCCCUAGUGCUUUGCAGCCUGGAGGCAAAGUGUUGCCCAUCCCCCCAGGACACCUGCAGUGGUAGCUCCCAGGAACCCCCUUUCCAGAGGAUGGGUGCUGCCUCUUGUCCUCUGCUGGACAGGCAGAUGCCCCCAGCUCCUGCUUCACAAAGGGGUUGUGACAUUUUACUGCACUGACACCUCCCUCCUGUCCUUUGUAGGACCUUACCCAUCCUUGAACACUGUGCCCACCCCCCCAGGCUGGGUGAGGGGCCUUUUAAGCUCCUUACCCUCCCCUAGCAAGCUCUUGCCACAGGGGCCUGACUUGUCCCCAGAAUGUGCCCAGUGACCUCCCUCCUGUGUUGAGGGAAAGAUGCGUACAUAUGUAUGAGUGAUGCCCCCCCCCCCAUCAUCGAAGGAUAAUUUACAUGUGAUCAGAUGUGGAGUCGAAGUGCAUCUCAGCAUACGUGGCCGCCUGUGUCACCCACAUGCCUGUCAAGAUCCAGAAUGUUCUCAGCAUGGGCCAGGAGUCCCCUCACUGCCCUCCCCUGCCCACGGUUGCUCUAUGGCUCUGGCCUGUGUCCGUCGAGAUGGGUCCACGUGGCCUCUUCUAGAAUUUUACACACUGCGGUGUGAGGUCCUUGGUGCUGAGCGUCUCUGGCCCGGUGGCAUGGCUUUCAGAUUUAGCCGUGUCGUGGGCCUUCCCUUUGCUCACAGAGCAGGAAUGCACAGGAAGGCUGUCACCUUCUUUCUCUCAGCAGAGAGAGACCCUACCCGCCUUCCCUCAGGAAGUCUCAGCCUCCGAACACCCCUCCUCUGGCUACCCUGCCUGGGCCCCCAGCACCCUGAUCUGGGGACGCCGUCCCAGUUCACUGACCAGCCCCUCCUCCCCCCUCUGUAUCCCGCUUGGGAUGUAGUAGGUCUCCUGUGAGCUCUUCGUCAGGCCUGGCUUUUUCCCUAGACUCUAAACUGCAGUAGGAGAGAAACAGUGUGCUCUGUGUUCUGAGCUCCUGGCAUGCACUUGAGCCCUGAUGUUUGUUGACUGACUGACUGACUGAAUGGUGGACGUAUCACAGUGGUAGAGAAAGGGGAGGUCAGAGCCUGUGUUUGGGAUCCGUGUGCUGGUUCUCCAGCAGUGACCCACCUGCUUCCAAAUCACCAGAGGUGUUUGUGCUCAUCUCAGGGCCCCAGUUUGCUCAGAAGGCCACCUCUCAGAGUUGCAGGGCUCAGCCUGCAAUCCCCUCCCCUGGGACGGGGAGCCAUGGGUCUUCCAGCCACCCCAGAUGACCUUUCCAUGCACAUUGUCUAUCCUGCCAUCGCUGCCUCCCCACGGCCCUAUCUGUGGUCCCCGUGUGCUCUCCAGCAGGAGUCGGAGCCCGUGGGGCACAUUUGGACCAUGGCCAGCCCUUUGCGAUUUCCCUUCCAUGGUCCUGUCUCAUUUAGACCUUUCUGAAGCAGGGGGGCAUUAUCUCCAGGGAAGCCACAAACUCAUCCAUCCUCCCUGCAAGGUGAAAUUCCUCUCAGGGAUGCUCCUGAGCUUGGGAAGGUCAGGAGGAGGCAUCAGGCCAGGCUUCCUGGAGGAGGGGGUUUCUUGAGGACAGGCUUUGGGCUCAAGGCUAUUCCCAGACCCCAGGAGAACUGCUUUAACACCCUCUUGGAGGGUGGAGGGACGCAGAGGGGAGAGAUGCAGAAUGGAUGAACUGUUGGGGUCACGCGUGAGAGACGGUGAUGUUGAGUGAUCAGUCCCCCGGGAUGGGGACAGUUCCCAGGGAGAGGACAGGAGUGAAUGGAGAAUCAGCUCCACUGUGUAUUGGUGGAACUUUUCGUGGCCAAAACAGGACGAGAAGAGGAGGGCUGGGAUCAGGCACUGUCCCCGUCUCAGGAGCAAAGGGAGAACUUCCAGAAAGGUCUUAGCUUAAAUGGACUUGAGGGGGGCUUCCUGGGUCUGAGAAAUAGGUAGGGGCAGAACCCAGACAGGAAUAGGGUGAAGAGCCAGAGGAAGGGGAAGGAUGGUGUCAUGGAUGGAUGAUAGAAGGAAGACGAGAGCUCCUAGCAGCCAGACCUUUAAAAAAAUAAACUCUUCCUGCACUCUUUGGCUCCCUAGUGCCCUCAGGUAGGUCUGCCCCUUCCCUCUUCUGACAAAACCCUGGUCUGGUGGCCUGAAUUUCCCUGACCUUUUCCCCUUGCCUUCUUCGUGCCCCAGCUGGUUCCUGCCCCUGCACCUUUGCCCUUGCUGUGCCCUCCACCUCCCCAACUCCUUUCUGUUUCCAACAGGCCUCUGCUUACAUCCCCCCCCCCCCGCUCCAGGAAGCCUUCCUUUGUCAACCCCGGCCCAUUGCCUUCACUUCACUGAGCUUGUUCCCGGGUUAGGAUUUCUCCCCAGCACCUGACUGAGAAUAAGCCUGUGAUCAGGGUUUCUUGAACCAGUGAGGGCCAGGCGACCUUCCUGUGGGUCUUGGGACGAGCACAUUGGAUCUUCUUUCUAGGAGCUGAGCAGGCUCAGUCUCAGGAGAGGAAAGGAAAGGAGCCAAGGAAGAUUCUAGAAGAGCAGGAGGGGGUGGUACUGGGUGGGGCUCAGGAGUCACCUUUUCUCGAAGGUCAGAAGGUGAGGAGCAGGGUGUAAAGGCAGAAGAAAGGUGGUACAGUUGGGAAGGACUUUGGGGGUGGGGGUCCGUGCAGUGUGCGGCUGCCUGGGGACAGAAACAGAGGUGGCCGGGGUGGGGUGCGGGGUGCCCCACAGUACUGCCAGCUCGUGGCUGGGGGCGAGCCUUCCUGCUCGCCACUCAUUACAGGAGAGUCACCUUUUACCGCAGACAUUUCCCCAGAGAUCCGCACACUUGACGCCACAUUGCAGCUUCGGGCCAAAGAUGUCGGGGGAUGUGGACCCAGUUAGGAGCUUUGCCCAGGUUGUCCGUGUAGCAACAAGCCUAACAAGCAGCACUGUGCCAGGCACCAGUCCAGGCCCUUUACGAGGACUGACUCAUUGCACAGGAGAACCUGCAGAGGCAAGUGAGUGAGCAUCCCCAUUUUACAGAUGAGAAAGCCAAGGCCCAGAGUGGUUAAGUGACUUGCCCAGUCACACAGCUGCUAACGGGCAGAGUGGGGAUUCCCCCCCGCAUGUGGUUUGCCCCCCACCAGCUGCAGCACAGGUCUUUAGCCGUCAAUCUUGCCACUUCCUAGUUACAGCCUCCCCCCACCCCCCACCACCAUGAGUAAGCCACAAUCCCGGAAGCUGCCCUCCCCCCCCACCACCACUACCCUCAGCCUUCCCCGGGUUUGCCCUGAGAUCCAGCUUGGGCCUCAGCUCAGCCUUCGGGAGCCCGGGCUCAGCAGGGCUCCAUCCCUCCCUCUUCUUUCCCUUUUUACCCUCUGUGGUGUCUUCAUUAACAUAAGCGAGGCAGCCGCCCAGCUUCCUCCAGACGGCGGAUGUGUGUGAGCUUGCUUGUGAGCUGGUGUGAGUCAGCCGGGCCCUUGAGGGCUGGAGGGUCAGGACUGCAGGCAGCGCUGGCCUGGAGCCACCCAUGGGGAUGGGGAGCCAGAGCUCCCCACCCCCGGCCCCACCAGUUCUCCGAGCCUCAGUUUCCCCAUCAGUCAGCAAGCCCUCCGGCUCGGUGACCUCACCAUCAGCAGCAGCCCCACGUUCAUGGCAGUGCCCGGUAGGCAUGCUGGCCCCCAAAAGGACACUCCCCAAGUCCCCAGCUGGGGGCCCCGCGUAGACCUGGAGUGGACACCCCCUCCUUCCCUUCAUGAUUCGUUUGUAGCGCAGUGGCGAUGGAUGAUGAGGACGGGAGAUGCUUACUAGACGUGAUUUGUGACCCUCAGGCCCUCAAUGACUUCCUACAUGGAUCCGAGAAGCUCGAUGGUGAUGACCUCCUGGAUAACCCCGGGGAAGCCCAAAGUGCCUUCUAUGAAGGUCCUGGGCUCCACGUGCAAGAAGCUUCUGGCAACCACUUGAGCCCAGAGCCCACGCAGCCGGCCCCCAGCGUGGACCUAGAUUUCCUGGAGGAUGCGAUCCUGGGGUCGCCGGCCGCGGGGGGCGGUGGCGGGGGCGGUGGCGGCGCGGACCAGCCCUGUGACAUCCUCCAGCAGAGCCUCCAAGAGGCCAACAUCACUGAGCAGACACUUGAGGCUGAGGCCGAGCUGGACCUGGGUCCCUUCCAGCUGCCUACCCUGCAGCCUGCGGAUGGUGGAGCCGGCCCGGCCGGUGCCGGAGGGGCUGCUGCCGUGGCCGCUGGGCCCCAGGCCCUGUUCCCGGGCGGCCCGGACCUGUUGGGACUGCAGGCCCCACCCACCGUGCUGACCCACCAGGCCCUGGUGCCGCCCCAGGAUGUGGUCAACAAGGCCUUGAGUGUCCAGCCCUUCCUGCAGCCCGUGGGCCUGGGCAAUGUGACCCUGCAGCCCAUCCCAGGCCUCCAGGGUCUGCCCAACGGCAGCCCCGGGGGCGCCACGGCGGCCACGCUUGGCCUGGCCCCCAUCCAGGUGGUGGGCCAGCCUGUCAUGGCACUCAACCCGCCCACUUCCCAGCUUCUCGCCAAGCAGGUGCCUGUCAGCGGCUAUCUGGCCUCGGCAGCCGGCCCCUCAGAGCCCGUGACCUUGGCGUCUGCCGGCGUCUCGCCCCAGGGGGCUGGCCUAGUCAUCCAGAAGAAUCUCCCCACAGCCGUGGCCACCACGCUCAACGGGAACUCGGUGUUUGGAGGGGCAGGGGCAGCCACGGCGGCAGCCGGCGGGGCGCCCUCGGGGCAACCGCUGGCGGUGGCCCCUGGCCUUGGCACAUCACCGCUGGUCCCAGCGCCCAACGUGAUCCUGCAUCGCACGCCCACGCCCAUCCAGCCGAAGCCCGCUGGCGUGCUGCCCCCCAAGCUCUACCAGCUGACACCCAAGCCCUUCGCUCCAGCGGGCACCACGCUCACCAUCCAGGGCGAGGCGGGGGGCCUCCCACAGCAGCCCAAGGCCCCCCAGAACCUGACUUUCAUGGCAGCAGGAAAGGCCGGCCAGAACGUGGUGCUGUCGGGCUUCCCCGCACCUGCGCUGCAGGCAAACGUCUUCAAGCAGCCUCCUGCCACCACCACCGGGGCCGCCCCGCCCCAGCCCCCCGGGGCCCUGAGCAAGCCCAUGAGCGUCCACCUCUUGAAUCAAGGCAGCAGCAUCGUCAUCCCCGCUCAGCACAUGCUGCCGGGCCAGAACCAGUUCCUACUGCCGGGCGCGCCUGCCGUCCAGCUCCCCCAGACGCUCUCGGCCUUGCCCACCAACGUUGGCGGGCAGAUCCUGGCAGCCGCGGCCCCACACGCGGGCGGACAGCUCAUCGCAAACCCCAUUCUCACCAACCAGAACCUGGCGGGGCCACUGAGCCUGGGCCCCGUGCUGGCCCCCCACUCCGGGGCCCACAGUGCCGCCCACAUCCUCUCGGCUGCCCCCAUCCAGGUGGGCCAGCCAGCACUCUUCCAGAUGCCUGUGUCGCUGGCCGCGGGCAGUCUGCCCACGCAGAGCCAGCCGGCCCCCACCGGCCCUGCCGCCACGACUGUCCUCCAGGGCGUCACUCUGCCCCCCAGUGCCGUGGCCAUGCUCAACACCCCCGACGGGCUGGUACAGCCGGCCACCCCUGCCGCCACGGGAGAGGCCACACCUGUUCUUGCGGUGCAGACAGCCCCCCAGGCACCCCCGGCGGUCAGCACCCCGCUGCCUUUGGGCCUCCAGCAGCCACCGGCGCAGCAGCAGCAGCAGCAGCAGCAGCAGCCGCCACCGCCCCCGCAGGCCCCUACCCCUCAGGCCGCCGCCCCGCCUCAGGCCACCACCCCCCAGCCCAGCCCAGGCCUGGCGUCCAGCCCAGAGAAGAUCGUCCUGGGACAGCCGCCCUCUGCCGCCACCACAGCCAUCCUCACUCAGGACUCCCUGCAGAUGUUCCUGCCCCAGGAGAGGAGCCAGCAGCCCCUCUCCGCAGACGGCCCCCACCUCUCCGUGCCCGCCUCGGUCAUAGUCAGCGCCCCGCCUCCCGCCCAAGACCCAGCCCCGAGCACCCCCAUCGCCAAAGGAGCUGGCCUCGGCCCUCAGGCCCCGGACAGCCAGGCUUCCCCAGCGCCGGCCCCCCAGAUCCCGGCAGCGGCUCCGCUGAAGGGCCCAGGCCCCUCCUCGUCCCCGUCACUACCUCACCAGGCCCCUCUGGGAGACAGCCCCCACCUGCCCUCCCCACAUCCCGCCAGGCCUCCCUCCCGACCCCCCUCUCGACCCCACUCCCGCCCUCCCUCCCAGCCCCAGAGCUUGUCCCGCCCACCCUCAGAGCCCACCCUGCACCCUUGCCCCCCGCCCCAGGCACCCCCCACUCUGCCUGGCAUCUUUGUUAUCCAGAACCAGCUGGGAGUCCCCCCACCUGCCAGCACCCCAGCCCCUGCUGCCCCGGGCCCACCCCAGCCCCCCUUGCGCCCCCCAUCCCAACCCCCUGAGGGGCCGCUGCCCCCAGCUCCCCACCUCCCUCCCGCCUCCACAUCCUCUGUCGCGGCCUCCACGGAUGCGGCCACCAGGCUGCCAGCCCCUACGCCCCCUGACUUCCAGCUCCAGUUCCCGCCCAGCCAGGGGCCCCACAAGUCCCCCACGCCCCCUCCGACCCUCCACCUGGUCCCUGAGCCCGCCGUGCCCCCCCCACCGCCUCCUCGGACCUUCCAGAUGGUGACUGCCCCCUUCCCGGCGCUGCCCCAGCCGAAGGCUCUUCUGGAGAGGUUUCACCAGGUGCCGUCCGGAAUCAUUCUCCAGAACAAGGCCGGCGGGGCCCCCGCCACCCCGCAGACCUCCGCCAGCCUGGGGCCCCUCGCCAGCCCCACUGCCUCUGUGCUGGUCAGCGGGCAGGCCCCAUCUGGGACCCCCACCGCCCCCAGCCAUCCCCCUGCCCCGGCACCCAUGGCCACUGCAGGCCUCCCUCCCCUGCUUCCUGCCGAGGGCAAAGCUUUUGCCAGCAGCCUCCCGACCCUGAGUGUGGCCAAGGCCGCCGCCGCCGGGCCAGGGAAGUCCUCCGGGCUGCAGUAUGAGAGCAAGAUGGGCAAUCUGAAGAAAACCCCGGCCCUGCAGCCUAGCAAAGAGGCCUGUUUCCUGGAACAUUUGCACAAACAUCAGGGCUCCGUCCUGCACCCUGACUACAAGACAGCCUUCCCCUCCUUUGAGGACGCCCUGCAUCGCCUCCUUCCCUACCAUGUCUACCAGGGUGCACUCCCCUCCCCCAGCGACUACCACAAAGUGGAUGAGGAGUUUGAGACCGUGUCCACGCAGCUGCUGAAACGCACCCAGGCCAUGCUCAAUAAAUACCGCCUCCUGCUCCUGGAGGAGUCCCGGAGGGUGAGCCCCUCCGCGGAGAUGGUGAUGAUCGACCGAAUGUUCAUUCAGGAGGAGAAGACCACCCUUGCCUUGGACAAACAGUUGGCCAAGGAGAAGCCCGACGAGUAUGUGUCUUCCUCGCGCUCUCUUGGCCUCCCCAUCGCUGCCUCUUCCGAGGGACACCGGCUCCCUGGCCACGGCCCAGCACCAUCCUCAGUGUCCGGGGUCCCCACCCAGCCGCCUCUGCACCUGCCAACCAAGCUGGUGAUUCGGCACGGUGGGGCGGGUGGCUCCCCUUCGGUGACCUGGGCUCGGGCAUCCUCCUCCCUGUCCUCCUCCUCCUCCUCCGCUGCCUCCUCCUUGGAUGCUGAUGAGGACGGUCCCAUGCCCUCCCGCAACCGGCCUCCUAUCAAGACCUAUGAGGCCCGCAGCCGCAUCGGCCUCAAGCUCAAGAUCAAGCAGGAAGCCGGGCUCAGCAAGGUCGUCCACAACACCGCGCUGGACCCCGUGCACCAGCCCCCGCCCCCUGCUGCCCUCAAGGCAGCGGAGCCCCCACCCCGGCCCCCCGCGCCACCCCCUGCCACGGGCCAGAUGAACGGCACAAUGGACCACCCGCCGCCUGCCACCACUGACCGCAAGCCCACCGCGGCCCAGGCCCCCCACUGUCCCCGGCUGCCCCUCCGGAAGACGUACCGCGAGAACGUGGAGGCCCUGGGUGGCGGGGCCGGGGAGGGGGCCGGGAGCGGCAGAGCCCGGGGCAGCAGCCCCGCGCAGCUGCCCACCAAAGUGGACGAGGCCACCAGCGGGCUCAUCCGCGAGCUGGCCGCCGUGGAGGACGAGCUGUACCAGCGCAUGCUGAAGGGGGCGCCCCCGGAGCCCGCGGCCAGCGCCGGGCAGGGCAGCGGCAGCCGGGACCCCGGCUGGGAGGCGCCCCCAGCCAAGCGGCGCAAGUCCGAGUCGCCCGACGUGGACCAGGCCAGCUUCUCCAGCGACAGCCCGCAGGACGACACGCUCACGGAACACCUCCAGAGCGCUAUCGACAGCAUCCUGAACCUCCAGCAGGCCCCGGGGCGGACACCUGCACCCCCAUAUCCCCACGCCGCCCCGACGGCCGUCUCGCCUGCCUCCCCGGCGCCCCUGCACAGGCCAGAGGCCUACCCGCCCUCCAGUCACAACGGUGGCCUCGGCGCCAGGACGUUGAACAGAUAACACCGGGCUGGUCUUCGCUUCCUUGUCUCCCCCCGACACACACACCUCCCAAGUUGUGCGUGUGUGUUUGCGCGCGGACAUCGGGGGGCAGGGAGGCAUCUGGGCGCCUGACCUCAGCCUCGUGGGGGACGCGAGCCGGGGAUCCCCUGACAGUUUUUCUUGCCUAAGUUAUUUGAGUCACAAAGGCCUCCUCCCCCACUUCCUGCGUCAGCCGGGUUGUUGGGUGGGGGUCGCGGAUUGAGGGGAGGAGGCUGUAAUGUAAAAUGUGCCCCUGCCAAAGGUGGGGGUAAUCCCGGUGUGUCAUUUCCUAUUUCUUCCCGCUUCCUGCCACACUCCGCCCCUCCGUGGGGAAGGCGUGGUGGGGGGGGGGCACACGUGUGUUUGCCAGGGAAGGGGGUAACCUGGUCGUUCCCAAUGCUCCCGCGUGUCCCGGUACUGGGCUUGUCCGUGUGGCCGCACAGAUCGAGGCGUCGAAGGUGCUCAAAGCCUGGAGGGUCCUUUGUGAGCCUCGCUCAGCCUCUCCCUACCGCCCCCCACAGGCUGUAAAAGGAAAUGCAGGGAAGGGCGGGCGUCAGCCAGCGUCCCAGACCCCCUCCUCGGAGGGCUGUGCCCGCGGGCACCUGUGUCCCAUCCGCAUGUGUGCGUCCAGUUCCGUGUCCCGUGUCCCUGUGUGUGUGCUCGAGUGAGCGAGCGAGCGAGAGAGAGAGUGAGAUUUCGAACCCUCCCGGCCCCUCGACUGAAAUCCGAGCACCUCCAAAACAGGAAACCGGGGUCUUCCUCCCCACCCCGCCAUCCCUCCCCAGCCAGUCUUCCCUCUGUUCUUCCUGUCGCCAGCCACCCGCGCCAGAUUUUGAAAUCUCGGAGACAAAACUAGUACUGUAAGAUAAAUUUUUUUGUACUGUAUUUAUUGUGUAUAACAAUUUUUUUAAAGGAGAAUUCUGUACAUUUAGAACUCUUGUAAAUUAAAAACUGAUCCUUUUUUUAAAACUGUACUGA
Molecule: messenger RNA, 10610 nt
Organism: Mustela erminea (ermine)
Lineage: Eukaryota; Metazoa; Chordata; Mammalia; Carnivora; Mustelidae
Gene: BICRA
Product: BRD4 interacting chromatin remodeling complex associated protein
Exons: 15
Coding region: 4878-9614 (1578 amino acids)
Biological process (GO): positive regulation of DNA-templated transcription
Cellular component (GO): SWI/SNF complex
Source: RefSeq, a predicted model, not a curated record